AUGGUGAACAAAACAACUGCAAUAGAAUUUGUCCUUCUGGGAUUUGCCAAUCUUCGAGAACUACAGGUUGUACAUGGUGUGUUCUUUCUCUCCAUUUACUUAAUGGCCUUGGUGGGAAACUUUCUCCUGAUUGCUGCUGUCGCCCAGAAUCACCACCUUCACAGUCCCAUGUAUUUCUUCUUGGUCAACCUUUCCAUUGCUGAUGCCUGCUACAUUUCAACUACAGUUCCCAAAUCCAUGGUGAAUUCUUUGAUGGACAGCAAGCAGAUUUCAUUCUCUGGAUGUGUCGCUCAGGUUUUCCUGGUGAUCUUGCUUGCAAGUUCUGAGCUGUUCCUUCUCACUGCCAUGGCUUAUGACCGCUAUGCAGCCAUCUGCCAUCCUCUACGAUACCAGCGGAUCAUGAACUGGAAUGUUUGCCUCCAAAUGGCAGCUGUGUCUUGGGUCACCUCUGUCACCAUUGCAGUGGUACAUACUGUGAACACAUUUUCAUUACAGUUCUGUCAGUCCAAUGUUAUUGAACAAUAUUUCUGUGAUAUCCCUCAGUUAUUAAAGAUAUCUUGCACUGAUACAGCAACUGCUAUGAGCCUUGUUCUUGCCAGUAUACUUAGCUUAGGCUCAUUUUGCUUUACAUUCAUAUUUGUUUCUUAUGCUUACAUCUUCUCUGCUGUGUUCAAGAUUCAGUCAGCUCAGGGCAGGCAAAAAGCUUUCUCUACCUGCACUCCCCACUUGACAAUCUUUUGUUUGUUUUUCUUCACUGCUUCAUUUUCAUACAUGAGGCCCAAAGCCUUGUCGUCUCCAACUGUGGAUUUGUUGGCUGCUGUUCUGUAUACAGUUUUGCCCCCAGUCAUGAAUCCCAUCAUCUAUAGCUUGAGAAACAAAGACAUCCAGUUGGCUCUGGGCAGAGCCAUGACUAAUUUCCCUUGCAUUUCCUGGGUGGGCUUUGAAAAAAUGGACUGGAAACAUUGA
Molecule: messenger RNA, 966 nt
Organism: Gekko japonicus
Lineage: Eukaryota; Metazoa; Chordata; Lepidosauria; Squamata; Gekkonidae
Product: olfactory receptor 14A16-like
Exons: 1
Coding region: 1-966 (321 amino acids)
Biological process (GO): G protein-coupled receptor signaling pathway
Cellular component (GO): membrane
Molecular function (GO): olfactory receptor activity; G protein-coupled receptor activity
Source: RefSeq, a predicted model, not a curated record